GCCGCAGACGGCCGAACACUCUAAUCAUCAAUGGCGGAGGCCAUGUCCACACCAGAAGUAUCGCCGUCACCGUCUUGUGCGACUUUCCUCGUCAGCGAGAAGAAUCUUCUACAGGGACUCGACAAACUAAGGAACGAGGAGAAGCUCACCGAUGUCACACUCAUCGUCGAGGAUCAUAGGUUUAAGGCCCAUCGCGUUGUUUUGGCUGCCAGCAGUGACUACUUCUGCGCCAUGUUCGCCGACUGUGCCAUGAUCGAAUCACGCCAGGAGGAGAUCAAUCUCUAUGGCAUCACUGCCCGCGCCAUGAGCGCCAUACUGGACUUUAUAUAUACAUCGUCAUUGGACCUAAAUGCCGACAACAUUGAGGAGAUCCUCGCGGCGUCCACACACUUUCAGGUGCGUGAAGUGAUCGAACGCUGUACCAGCUUCCUGGACAAGAAGAUCGAGAUGGAUAGCUGCCUGGCCAUUGCUGGUAUGGCCGAUAUAUAUGGACAGAUGGCCCUCUCCCGACGUGCCUAUCGCUUCAUAUGCGCCAAUUUCGAGGACUUUGCCGGCACGUCCGACUUUAAGGAAAUGAAAAAGGAUCAGCUGAGCUUCAUCCUGUCGAGCAACUAUCCCAUGGAUAUAACUGAACAGGAAUUGGUACGGCUGGUCUGCAGCUAUUGUCUCGAUAAGCAGAUGGAGGAGAACGAUAUGAGGGAUCUGUUGCGUCUCAUAAACUGGUCGCACAUCAGCUACAAAGCCGUCAACGAGCUGCGUCACAUCGACUGCUCGCUGGAGGAGGGAAAGCGCCUGCAGCUGCCGACUGACUUGUACAAUCGAAUCAAGCAAGAGUAUAUGGACACUAUGCUCAAGAGCGAUGUGUCCCUGGAGGACCAGGCAGCCCUGGAACGGGGACCCACCAAUAUGCGGGGCAUGGAACUGAGCCUGUUGAAGAUCGGAGGCUUCGAGUGGAAGGGUCUAACCAAUGUGAUAAUGUGCUUUUCCCCUUCAAAGAUGAAGUGGUACGAACUGACGUCUAUACCGCACAUCGAUCAGUGCAACUUCGGAACGGCAGUACUAAACAAUGAACUCUAUAUCGUGGGCGGAUCCUAUGAUGUGUGCCUCAAGGAGUACAUCCAUCCCUUUGGCUUCUGCUAUUGCCCUCUGAGAGAUGCCUGGGUAUCCAUAGCGCCCAUCCAAGUGGAUCGCUGCCGUUUCUCAUUGAAUGCGGUGGGCAAAAAGCAUCUGUAUGCCGUGGGCGGGAUUAUGGAGCACGAUGAUUUCUCCGAGGAGACAAUGCGCCGAAUCUCGAAUGUGGAACGCUACGAUAUUACACAAAAUUCAUGGACCUUCAUGCCCAGGUUGCAGGAGAAUCGCAGCCAGCACGCUGGCGUUGUUGUCGGUAAAAAACUCUAUAUAUCGGGUGGCAUCUACCUGGCGAACAUCCUGGACAGCAUGUGGUGUUUGGACACCACAACCGAGACCUGGCAUCAGCUAGCAUCGAUGCCGACACCCUGCUGUGAUCACGUCCUGGUGGCGAUCGAUAAUCGGAUCUAUGCCUGCGGCGGUUGGCGCGAAAGUGUGACCGAGUCCCGGGUCCUUGUCCAGCACAUCUAUGCGUAUGACAUUGAGACGAAUGUCUGGAGCCGGGAGACCCAAAUACCGGCACCGAAAUUCUAUUCCGGCGUUACUGUGAUGCGACGCACCAUAUUCUUUGUGGGCGGCCUGGACUCCACCGAAUCGAUAGACCGGGCCAGCUCCGAGACCAUGGCGUACGAUCUCGAUAGCAAGACCUGGUGGCACCGCAAGGACUCCUGGGACACCCCCAACGACGUCUGGGAGUCUACCUGUGCCACCAUCUAUGUUCCCAUAUGUAAUAACUCGUAGGGGACGGGGUCUUUGUUCUGAACUCCGUCUCUCUCCACUACCAUGUAUCU
Messenger RNA from Drosophila bipectinata, 1919 nucleotides. RefSeq names its product kelch-like protein 9. NCBI's taxonomy places the organism in Eukaryota, Metazoa, Arthropoda, Insecta, Diptera, Drosophilidae. Gene Ontology annotation, molecular function: protein binding. The record is from RefSeq and is a predicted model, not a curated record.